Molecule: messenger RNA, 1082 nt
Organism: Sitophilus oryzae (rice weevil)
Lineage: Eukaryota; Metazoa; Arthropoda; Insecta; Coleoptera; Curculionidae
Gene: ClpP
Product: ATP-dependent Clp protease proteolytic subunit
Exons: 4
Coding region: 199-933 (244 amino acids)
Biological process (GO): protein quality control for misfolded or incompletely synthesized proteins
Cellular component (GO): endopeptidase Clp complex
Molecular function (GO): ATP-dependent peptidase activity; serine-type endopeptidase activity; ATPase binding
Source: RefSeq, a predicted model, not a curated record
CUAACCAUAGGGCACAAAACACAUUCCAAUGGCGCCAUCUAAUACUAAAAGGAGAAACCUAUUAAAUGUGGAUAUAGAGAAAUCUGUGAAUUCUUAACCUCAAAAUUCAAACUUACAAAAUAAAAAGAAAUAAACCGUAGGCAGAGACCGUAAGUUAUUUUCUAUGAAAUAAACAUCUUGAAGGACUUGAAGUUAAAGAUGCAAUUUAGCAAAUUAUCCAUUAUCAAGGGUUUACUACAAAUUUCCCAAUUAAGAAGAAUCAAUGUACGAAAUUUAGGAUUAAUUCCGAUAGUAAUAGAGCAAACAGGACGAGGAGAACGUUCUUAUGAUAUUUAUUCUCGACUUCUUAAAGAGCGAAUAAUAUGCCUGAUGGGACCGAUUCACGAUACAAUGAGUUCCUUAAUAGUUGCACAGCUUCUCUUUUUACAGUCAGAGUCUACUAGCAAACCAAUACAUAUGUAUAUUAAUUCACCUGGUGGAAGUGUUACAGCUGGAUUAGGGAUAUAUGAUACUAUGCAAUAUUGUAUGCCACCUAUUGCUACCUGGUGUGUCGGUCAAGCUUGUAGUAUGGCCUCCUUGCUUUUAGCAGCCGGCACCCCAGGAAUGAGGCAUUCCUUACCAAACGCUAGAAUAAUGAUUCACCAACCGUCUGGUGGGGCACAGGGCCAAGCAACUGAUAUACAAAUUCAAGCAGAAGAAAUUGUCAAACUGAAGAAGCAAAUUAAUCUUCUUUAUGUGAAACACACAAGCUUGGACUUGGAAGUAAUUGAGAGAAGCAUGGAGAGGGAUAAGUUUAUGAGUCCAGUUGAAGCUAAAGAUUUUGGAUUAAUUGAUAAAGUUUUAAUCAGACCUGCUAAAGAUGAAAAUGGAAAAAGCGCCAGUUCUGAAAAAGAUGAGAAUUCUGACCAAGCUCAUGAAAUUGCACAUAGUUAAUAUAUUAUCAAAUUUUGUAUUGUACUGAUAAUUUAAGAAAUUUGUUAGAUAGGAACAGAAGAAUUUAGUUAACUUAUUUGAUAUUUUUGUGAAAUAAUUGUUUUAUAAAUAUCUGAUAUGUUUUGAAAUAAAACAUUGUUAAAAUUGUU